GCCACGGUUCAGUCAGUCGGUCAGUGCAUUGAUUGUCAUCGGUCUUGUUUAUUUACAAUUUUUUGGGGUGGUCGGGUCAGCCGACUUAGGUGGUGUGCUAAGUGCGGUGUACUUAUAUCGCGCGGAACGCGUCGUGGACGGAGAGCUAUGUAACGGAAGCCACGAACGACUGACCUUUCGCGUCUGCUGAUCGAAAUUCGAUUUCUAGCGAAUCGAUUGUGAAAUAUGAGUUUAGAGCUGCGAGGUUUCAGCUACGAAAAAUGGCCCGAAUUUCGCUUACCAGAAUGAGAAAGCGGUUCAUGCGGUUGCACCCGGUGUGGCGAAUCUACUGCAUCGUACUUAUCAUUCUCAUACUGUACAACGAGGUGUUCAUCUACGUGCUGCAAAAGUUCAAAUGGUCAAGCAUCAACUGCAAGGAUGCAAACUGUCUCCGGAUACUUCUCGUUGGAGAUCCGCAAAUCCUGGGUGAGAACACCGGUCGGCGGCUGUAUCGCGGACUAGCCAACUAUGACUCCGAUCGCUACCUAGCUUGGUACUACCGGGAAGUGGUCGACCACGUCCGACCGGACGUAAUCUGCUUCCUCGGGGACCUCAUGGACGAGGGCAACACCUCGAACGAGCUGAACUUCAAAGAGUACUACGAACGCUUUGGGUCCAUCUUCCCGACGCACCCAACGGCAAAGACAAUCUACAUCCCUGGGGAUAACGACAUCGGUGGGGAAGCCGGCGAAGAGGUCAAGGAAUCGGUGGUGCGACGAUUUCGGCAGUAUUUCAGCGAGAAACCGGCGUGGAUCGUGAACGACAAUGUGACCAUCUACAACAUCAACAAGAUUACGCACGAACGGCCGCUGCACGAUCCGAGGAUGGUGGACGACACCGGGGUGGACGUUUCGGAUCGGUACAUCCGGAUUUUUCUCAGUCACAUGCCGGUGUUGAGUGCGGCGAGCACGUUUACGUACGAGGCAAUCGGAAAGCUCAAACCGAACGUGAUAUUCUCCGGCCACUUGCACCACUCGCGGUACGUCCGCAUUCACCGGAAGCAUCUGCGGGCGGCCACGUACAAACCACUGAGCGACGACAAAAAGACGGCUUACAAGGUGCACAACUUUGAUCUGCACUACCACCAGGACACGCAGGAGCUGCUGGAGAUUAUCGUUCCGACGUGUUCGUACCGGAUGGGCGUUCCGGACAUUGGCUAUGGAUUUGCUGUGAUUGACGGAACCACCCUAAAGUACACGGUGCUCUGGACAACGAACCGAUUUCACCAGCUGAUCUCGUACAUCGUGGUGGCAUCCUUGCCGGUGAUCUACCUAACACUUGUCCUGCUGGUGAAAAUUAUCAAGACUAUUUGUGUUUGCUCAAAGCGACGAACGAAGCUACCACUUUGAGGAAUGCUCGGCUGUAGAAUAACAUUUUUGUGAAGUUGUGUUACGAAUUGUAUUUAUCUUCUUCUUAGGGUGGUCAACUUUCUACCAAUUUGAUAUUACAGCACUAGGAAGGUUUUGUGAAGCGGAUUUGAAAUGUUGUUUAGCUUUGAUUGCCCUCUCGAUCUAUCCGAGGGUGCGAUGUGUAAUAUCAAGAAUAGUGAUUUUUUAUACUAAACAUAAUCGACUUAAGUAUUAAAUAUUCGGAAAUAUACCAUUUAUCAUUGAAGCUCCAGA
Molecule: messenger RNA, 1661 nt
Organism: Culex pipiens pallens (northern house mosquito)
Lineage: Eukaryota; Metazoa; Arthropoda; Insecta; Diptera; Culicidae
Exons: 5
Coding region: 261-1388 (375 amino acids)
Biological process (GO): GPI anchor biosynthetic process
Cellular component (GO): endoplasmic reticulum
Molecular function (GO): hydrolase activity
Source: RefSeq, a predicted model, not a curated record